This is a messenger RNA of Trichoderma gamsii, 1488 nucleotides long. RefSeq names its product protein DML1. The record is from RefSeq and is a predicted model, not a curated record. The transcript is spliced from 3 exons. The coding region runs from base 1 to 1488 and encodes 495 amino acids. Gene Ontology annotation, biological process: mitochondrion distribution. Lineage: Eukaryota; Fungi; Ascomycota; Sordariomycetes; Hypocreales; Hypocreaceae. Gene Ontology annotation, cellular component: cytoplasm.
AUGCGUGAGAUUGUGACGCUGCAGCUGGGUAGUCUCAGCAACUACGUCGCCACCCACUUCUGGAACACACAAGAGUCGUAUUUCACCUACACAGAAGAUGAGAAGUCGUAUGUCGACCACAACGUCCACUGGAGAGCGGGACUAGGCGAGGAUGGCUCGGAUACAUUUCUGCCGCGGACGGUGGUGUAUGAUUUGAAGGGCGGCUUUGGGUCGCUGCGCAAGAUGAAUCCCAUGUACGAUGCGCCGAGCGAGGAUGCAGCCGUGGCGUCUCUGUGGCACGGAAAACCAGCAGUCCACAAGGAAACCGCCGUCUCAGCCAUCGACUACCAAAGGGCCCUCGACGCCGGCAUCCAGCCAGCCUCCAAGCUCGCCGCCUCAGACGUGCGCUACUGGUCCGACUUCUCGCGCGUCUACUACCAUCCCAAGUCGCUCGUGCAGCUCUACGACUUUGAGCUGCACUCGAGCAUCAUGCCCUUUGAGCGGCACUCCAUGGGCACGGAGCUGUUUGCCUCGCUGGAGAAGGAGGAUGAGAUUGUCGACCGCGAUUGGAGGCCGUUUGUGGAGGAGUGCGACCAGAUGCAGGGCGUGCAGGUGUAUACCACGCUGGACGAUGCCUGGGGAGGCUUUGCGGGCUCGUAUUUGGAAGCGUUGCGGGAUGAGCAUCCGAAGACGUGUAUUUGGGUCUGGGGGCUGCAGAGCCCCGUGUCGACGGUUGCGAGGGAGAAGAGACGCCUGAGGCUGGCGAAUACGGCGUUGAGUUUGAAUGAGGUUUGUGCGCAGGCGAGUAUGGUGGUGCCGCUUGCUGUGCCUGAGGGACGUCUUCCGAAUGGCGUUGGGGUGGAUUACAGUUCGGCGUGGAAUGUCUCUGCGCUUCUAUCUACGGCUGCGGAAAGCGCUUCACUGCCAUCGAGGCGACGGCUGGAUGGGAGAACCCAGCCGGUGAGUUUGGCUGAUAUGGCGGAGUGUCUGAAUGUAUCUGGGCGGCAGACGCUCGCGAAUAUGCGCAUGUCUGUGGGACCUGCGGCCUUGGAGUCGGAUGAGCUUCCGGAUAUGGAUCUGUCACAGAUUGGAAGUUUGAAAGAUGGUCCUAAGACAGGGAGCAGCAGCAGUCGAGCCUUUGGAAGACUAUCAGGCGUGCGAAGACCUGAUGACUCAAGCAAUGAGAAUGACGAGUCUGCGGCAAACGAGCGGCCCAUUAUUGGGAACACCGUCGUACGAAACUACGAAACAUCCCUCCUCUACCCCCUCCUUGACAGCUUCCCGUCAAUAUACAACUACAAUGUUGAAGACGCAAACAACAUUGCCGUUCACACGUCUCUUGCGUCAGAUGGCUCGAUUGUGUACAAGAUGAAGGAUCUACGAUCACGGGUCGCCUUGAGCAUCCCGCUGGAAGACAGGGAGAAUCUAGCGAAUGGCUUGGCUGAGCUGGGAGCCGCGUAUGAGGAUGACUGGUCUAGCGGUAGCGAUUUGGAUGAUGACGAUCUAUGA